AUGGCAGGCACACGAGAGGCCCUGAUCGACUCGCUCCUAGUGGCUAGCCGAAGACAGCCCCGGGUGCACUUGCAGAGGCGCAACCGGACAACUUUCACGGCACCGCAGCUGAGCGAGUUGGAGGCGCUGUUCCAGCGGACACACUACCCCAGUUUCUACCUGCGAGAGCAGCUAUCGCGCAGGAUCAGUCUCUCGGAGGCCAGGGUACAGAGCCGACACCAUCUGGGCGCCGCUGCCUUUGAGGCCACCGCCAGGUGUCGCCACCAGACUGGUUCCCCCAACAGCAGCAGCAGCAGCAGCAGAGGGCGCAUUCAGGCAUUGCCGACGUCGGUGCCCCCCAGAGGCCAGAACGAUGCGGCGUUGCGGCCGGGGACCCAUUGUGGCACUACGGGCCCCGGAGACACCUCGGCUGUGGCAGCCGUGGUCGGUGACAAGCCGGAGCCGCUGUGCCCGUGUCUCACUCUGCAGGCUUCGCCGUCUUCGUGGGGUCGACUGCAGCGGCUGGAAGCCGUAACGCGUCACAGUCAGCUGCAGCCUUACCUUGCGGCGUUCGUGGCGCGCCAAGAACACGUCGCCAAACAACGCCUGGCGUCACCCGUACAGUGA
Messenger RNA from Dermacentor silvarum, 606 nucleotides. RefSeq names its product paired mesoderm homeobox protein 2. Lineage: Eukaryota; Metazoa; Arthropoda; Arachnida; Ixodida; Ixodidae. Gene Ontology annotation, biological process: regulation of transcription by RNA polymerase II. Gene Ontology annotation, molecular function: RNA polymerase II transcription regulatory region sequence-specific DNA binding; DNA-binding transcription factor activity, RNA polymerase II-specific. The transcript has 4 exons. Bases 1 to 606 code for a protein of 201 amino acids. The record is from RefSeq and is a predicted model, not a curated record.